Molecule: messenger RNA, 1106 nt
Organism: Homarus americanus (American lobster)
Lineage: Eukaryota; Metazoa; Arthropoda; Malacostraca; Decapoda; Nephropidae
Product: transmembrane protein 45B-like
Source: RefSeq, a predicted model, not a curated record
AAGGUUUAGUGUAUGUGUUCUGCUGUGAGUGAUUCAGAGACACUGAUAUUUACUGUACUCUCGACACAGCCUUAAACGAGAAGGCUUUAUGGAACUGUUUGUAUAGCCAGCGAAGACGAAGAAGAAGGAAGAAGAAGUGUGAUGUAAACAUAUAUUACUAGUGACGUAUAUUUGAUCGCGUUAUACCCAACGUACGACCAUUCGUAUACGACUAAUCCACGACCAGUAUACGACUAAUCCACGACCAGUAUACGACUAACACAAGCUCCACAGACUAGGUCAACAAGAUGGGUUCGUUCAUGGGCCACGUGUUGCCAGGCCCGUUCUUCUGCCUCUUUCCGGUGUGGUGGAUUUACAACAUCUUCAGGAGGUUCCACCUGUGCCGGAGGACACUCACAGUAGGGGAGGGAGGCAGCUCCACCACCUACCGCAACACCUGCACCUUCACCUGCUCCUGCUGCCCCUCCCUCCCUAGAAGGUUUCAUCAAGGUGGUUUCCGUCAUCAUCGGUAUGACGGGUUUAUUACGGCCUUUAAACACGGAGAGUUUGUCCACCUCGGCAACGCCCAACACAUGACUAUGUUCUUCUUCUUCGGCCUCAACGGCGCCGUGACAUCCUGGCCCACUACCGCGCCUCCCACAAGACCUAUACAUACAUUGCUGUUGUAUGUAAUCAGUGGGCAUAGUGUGCUGGAGAUGUACCACAAGAGGAGCGUCCUUGCUGCCCUGGCCCGCACUUCCAUUUCCCCCUUGCAGAACGCUGUGUUUGAUAUGUUGUUCUCUCUCAUUUGUUUCUUCUGUCUUCCUUCCUGCCUGUCUCUCUGUCUCUACGUAUCUGCCUCACCUCAGCCAACCAUCUCAUACCCCGUCUUUAUCUCCUCCAGGGACGUGGUUCUCCAGGCGGGGUUCAUUCUCUACCUCCUGUCGGCAAACACUGCAGAGGAGAACCACGACCAGAUGAUGCUCGUCACCAUCUUCUGCUGGCACAACGCCCUCGUCUUCAUCGUCAUGGCGCUUCUGCUUCCUCAUCCACUUCCGGGAGGCCUUCACCCACCUCCGUGUACCAUCAGCUUCAUCCACUCACCUGCACCCAAAACCGCCAGCUGA